Paramuricea clavata is the source of this 1693-nucleotide messenger RNA. Lineage: Eukaryota; Metazoa; Cnidaria; Anthozoa; Malacalcyonacea; Plexauridae. The record is from the annotation of a GenBank genome assembly.
AUGCGUAUACCCAAUAAAGCCAUUUCACGGGAACGUCACCCUUCUCCCACAACUGAAGAUUUAAUUGAAAAACUAAAUGGUGCUGCAUAUUUCUCAAAACUUGAUCUAAGCUCUGGGUACCAUCAACUAGAGUUGGAUGAAGCUUCACGUGACAUAACUACAUUUGCAACUCAUGAAGGUCUCAAAAGAUAUAAACGUUUGAACUUUGGCACAAAUAGUGCUGCUGAGAUAUUUCAAAAUGUCAUUCAGACCACAUUCCAAGAUAUUGACGGUUGUAUAAACAUAAGCGACGACAUACUAGUUUUUGCCAAAACACAACAUGAACAUGGCAUGACAUUAGAAUCUGUUCUACAGCGUGCUAAUGAAAAGAAUUUAAGAUUCAACGGUGACAAAUGUGAAUUUGAUAAACCAAGCAUCACGUUUUAUGGUCAUGUUUUCUCGAAGCAGGGUAUAUCCCCAUGUCCUAAAAAGAUCGAAGCGAUCAAGUCUCUAAAACCUCCAGCGAAUGUUUCUGAACUUCGUAGCUAUUUAGGAAUGAUAACAUAUUGCGGCAGAUUUAUCCAAGAUCUUGCAACACUGACUGCCCCAUUACGUAAACUUACAAAGAAGGACAUAAAAUACGAAUGGAAAGAAUCACAACAACGUGCGUUUGAUACAUUACAAGAAAGAUUGAACGAAAAAAACACUUGAUCAUACUUUGAACAUAUCUUUUCAACAACCCCUUUCAACAUAUCUUUUUGGUAUUAGUCUUGUUCGAAACACAAUCCAACACACUAUUUAGAGUGUUAUUUUCAAGCUUGCAUGUGCAGUUCUGCAUGUUUUAUUUCCCGCGAAAUGUUGGGGAUACUUGUAUCCCUAGUGUCUGACAGUGUCUGUAGUGAUAUGGGAAUGUAGGGUGGUUCUUUAGAGAUACGCAGAACACGACCGCCAUAUUGCCGGGGAUACACAUAUCCCAAGUGAUAUUAGUAGGGGAUACACAAAACACGGGGAUACUCAUAUCACUGUGACAGCGGCAAUAUUAAUACAAAAUACCCCCAGCCAAAAUGACGAAACUGUCGUUGCAUAUGGCAGUCGUGCUCUUAUAGAAGUAGAACAAAGAUAUAGUCAGACAGAACGCGAGGCAUUGGCAAUUGUUUUUGGCUGCGAACAUUUUCGUUUAUUUCUCUAUGGAAUUCAUUUCACAAUCUAUACAGACCAUAAACCAUUAGUAUCGAUUUUUCAGAAUCCAAAUUCACAUUGCCCUGCACGACUAGAACGCUGGUGUUUACGCCUACAGUCGUACAAUUUCCAAAUUCACUAUCGCCCUGGCCACGAUAACCCAUCCGAUUACAUGUCAAGACACCCAAUGAAUACGACCUCAAUGACAUCACAAAACAGUGAAAACUCUGAAUAUUAUAUUCAGUUCAUUGCGGAAUCAACAACCCCAAAAGCAAUGACCCUUCAACAAAUCAGAGAAGCAACACAAAAUGACCCAACUUUGCAACAUGCUGCACACAUAAUACAGAAAAACUUAUGGCAUACGUUAGACACCACAACAUUUUCCAAAGACACAGUCAUUGAUAUUCGUGAACUAAAGUUACUCCGUAAUAUCAAAGAUGAAUUAACUGUAUCUAAUGAUAAGAACAUCAUUUUACGAGACACAGGCAUUGUUAUUCCAAAAAGCUUGCGAGCAGAUGCCAUACGUUUAGCCCAU